Messenger RNA from Drosophila guanche, 1178 nucleotides. It is a transcript of the gene mol, whose product is annotated as dual oxidase maturation factor 1. Lineage: Eukaryota; Metazoa; Arthropoda; Insecta; Diptera; Drosophilidae. Gene Ontology annotation, biological process: protein transport. The record is from RefSeq and is a predicted model, not a curated record. The transcript is spliced from 3 exons. Gene Ontology annotation, cellular component: endoplasmic reticulum membrane. Bases 54 to 1091 code for a protein of 345 amino acids.
CCAUACCCAUUGGAAACUACACGCCACCGGAUAUCGACUACAACGAGCGCUUCAUGUGGGAGGGUGCCACCGAUAUGAGCGCCAACUAUCGACAUGCGCUGCAGCGUGGUCUGCCUUUUCCUAUACUCACGGUGGCCGAGUACUUUAGCCUCGGUCGCGAGGGCUUCUCUUGGGGCGGACAGUACAGGGCUGCGGGAUAUUUUGCAAGCAUAAUGCUGUGGUCUUCGCUGGCCUCGUGGCUGCUGAUGAACCUUUUACUGAUUGCCGUGCCACGGUAUGGUGCGUAUAUGAAGGCUCUUACGGGGGCCUUGCUCGUCUGCACCACCGUGGGAUAUCAUUGUCUGUUGCCCAAGCGACCGUUGUGCAUUUAUUUGGAGGGCGGACGAUUGGAGUUUCACUUUGGAUGGUGCUACUGGUUGGUUCUGGUAGCAGGUAUCCUCUGCUUUAUAGCGGGAGUUCUGAUCUCCAUCAUUGAUCUGGUGUGGCCGCAUACCUUCUCCACGGUGCUGGAGGUGUACUAUGGAACGCCCUAUGACCGCCAUGUGAUCCUGGAGGAGUCCAGCGAUGUGCGCUACCGCAAGCCCCGCAACAGUCGCAGCCUGGAGGAUCCCCCUGGUCUAGGCUCUCGCAUACUGCGCCGCUUAAGUUCGAAGGCACGUGACAUGAAGCACGGUACGGCGCCGCUACGUGACAGUCCCGCUGGCAUCUCCAACAACGCUGUCGGUGGUGGUGGUGGUGGAGGUGGCUUCGAGAACGAGGGCUUCCAGUCCGAUGUUCCGAAAAGUCCGUGGCGCUAUCCCUUCAGGCGUUCGCAGCAGAUGCCGCCGUCGCACCAGCAUCCGCUGCAGCAACAGCAGAGUCCCCAUCAGUCGCACCAUCCGCACCAGCACCACCAUCAGCAGCAGCUCCAGUUUGUGGGCGGGCCCGUGGUGAAACAUCCUAUGCAUCAUAUGCAACGCACCAUGUCCCAGGACUCCGGGUCGAGUAUUGGAUCGGCAGCAGUGCAAAUAUCACCACUGCAUAAGCAUGCUCUGUCCCGAAUGUUGCCUAAUCCUCCCGUAGAACGUAUACGUGACAUGGAUCACUGGUGAUGCCAUUGGACAAACCAAUUCAACAAUUAAUUCUUGACUACAGAUCGCUUAAAGAAACCGUAGAUUAAAACUAAAACAAUUGAUGAA